AUGCCUAUCGGCUAUUUCCAAUCGGAUUUCAAGGAUUUCAGCGAUUCUAACAAAAAAAUAUUGGUAAAAAUCGCGAAUUUCAUAUUUUUUCUCGCGGAAAAAUCCAAAAAUGCCUACAAUUGGCUUGCCUGCGUCGCCGUUUUCAUAAAUUGUAUACAUUUAUCGAUUUUAACACGGAAAUCGAUGGGAUUGAAUAGUAUAAAUAUAAUUAUGAUUGGAAUUUGCAUAUGUGACCUUGUUAAUAUGAGUUAUGCCAUUUAUGAUAUCAUUUUUCUAAUUGUUCAUCCAAAUGACAAAUGCACUCCACCGCUGAGCUAUGCCAUGGAGCUCCUGGAUUAUUGGCUCCUGAGUUUCCAGGACAUUACCCGCCGCAUGACGUCAUUUUUUGGAGUUUUAAUGACCAUAGUGAGGUUUUUUAUCAUAAAAUUUGCACUUAAUCGGAAAUUUGACACAAUUUCCAAAGCUCGGUUCGCAAUUUGUUCUAUAGCUAUUGGAUUUGUGCUGAGCUCGGGAAUCACACUGUUUUUCUGGUUGAGAUAUGAAUUUGUUGAGGUUAAGCCAUGGAUACCACCAAAAAAAUGCUCCCAGUUUCCGCCAAACUACACAGUUUCCGAAUACAUGUCAACCAUGGCUAAAGCGUACUCAAAAGCUGAUCAAACGCCACUUCUCACUGUUUUUACUAUACUUGAUGGCCUUAGCAAGAUAAUUCCAGCAGUAAUUUAUCCGAUUUUCACAUUUUUACUAAUUCAGCAGCUGAGAGCUGCAAUUGCGCUCCGGCGGAAAACUUCAACUUCAAUGGGGAGCAGGCUGGAAAGCACAAAAUCCGACCAAACUACGAAAAUGGUGAUUCUAAUGACAGUAACCUUUACGAUAUCAGAAGGUCCAAUUGGGAUCUGCUAUAUACUUGAAGGGACUUUACCGAAACGCUCUGUUUUUCGAGAUAUCAACUACGAUUUGAUGGAUGCUUUUACAAUUUUCGUGGCAAUCAACGCUAGUGUUCACUUUUUGAUUUGCCUAGGCGUACAUUCACAGUAUCGGAAAUCUGCAAAAGAAUUGCUGUUUUGUGAGAGAAUUUAUAAAAAUUUGAAGACCUCUAGGAUAAGUGUGACAUCCACAACCUCCCAAGAAAAUGUACCUGCAAGACGAAUUGCUAUUCAAUAA
Caenorhabditis elegans is the source of this 1161-nucleotide messenger RNA. RefSeq names its product G-protein coupled receptors family 1 profile domain-containing protein (gene srw-66). The coding region runs from base 1 to 1161 and encodes 386 amino acids. Gene Ontology annotation, biological process: G protein-coupled receptor signaling pathway; signal transduction. The record is from RefSeq and is marked reviewed. NCBI's taxonomy places the organism in Eukaryota, Metazoa, Nematoda, Chromadorea, Rhabditida, Rhabditidae. The transcript is spliced from 7 exons. Gene Ontology annotation, molecular function: G protein-coupled peptide receptor activity; G protein-coupled receptor activity. Gene Ontology annotation, cellular component: membrane.